Rosa rugosa (rugosa rose) is the source of this 1772-nucleotide messenger RNA. RefSeq lists its product as uncharacterized. The transcript has 7 exons. Bases 646 to 1593 code for a protein of 315 amino acids. NCBI's taxonomy places the organism in Eukaryota, Viridiplantae, Streptophyta, Magnoliopsida, Rosales, Rosaceae. Gene Ontology annotation, molecular function: protein binding. The record is from RefSeq and is a predicted model, not a curated record.
AGAAUCCAAUCCGAUCUUGGACAACACAUCAACAAACUUGUUUACUUUCCUGUAGUCCUGUAGAUAUGCUUUAUUUCACACCUUUGAAACUGCCUUUGAAAAGCCUGACAACUAUUAAUCACAGACUUCAAAGGGUGCAAAGCAUCCACACAAUCAUUCAUCAACUUGACAAGGACUUCAGAAUCAGAUUCAACCGAAAGGAAAAGAAAGAAAUUUAUCGAUAGGAAACUCCCCAAUUCAGUCUAAACUUAAAACUCCCACCGAAAAAAAGAGUUUUAUUCUCCCGCUCCCCCUCUAUUCCUUAAGACGAGAAACGACUGAAGCUCAAUAGCUCAUCAGUCCGGUCUGCGAUCACUUUGGCAGCGAUAGCCUCUGUUGGAGACACCGCGACGACACCGUUUAAUUGCAUUGAAAAGAAUUACCGUCUCUCAAUCUCUGUUCUUCUCCCUCUCUAACAACCCUUGCCACUUUAAGAGUACAGUGUAGGCAUGUGUGUAUGUAUAUUAGCUUGACUCUUGUUCAUCGUCCACUCUAUUCUUGUAGUAUUUUGGCUUUUAAUUCUCUUCUGGGUCCUCAUAUAGUCAAUACGGGCGGUCGUCUUGUUGCAAUCCAUAGUAAGUUUGGAUUGAGCUCAAGUUUUUUCCCAUGGCCAACCUUAACUUGGAAAAAGAUGUUUCAGGGGUUUUGAGAUCAUUUUCAGAUUCACCGCCAACUCAUUAUUCUGUAGAAAUACAGUUUUUUUCAUUGCUUAGUGAAAAAUAUUCAGAGAAUGGAUAUGAAUCAAAGGAGUUUAAAGCUGGAGGAUACAAAUGGAAACUGGUGUUUCACCCAAAUGGAAACAAAAAGAGGAAUGUAAAAGACCACGUCUCCCUCUACUUGGUGAUAGCUGGAGCAGAUUCACUGGAUAGUAGUUGGGAAGUAUAUGUUGAUUUCAGAUUGUUUCUGCUCGAUCAGAAUAACGGAAACUACUUGGUUUUUGAAGAUGCUUUCACAAAGAAGAAAUGCUUUCAUGGGGUGAUGCGUAGUGUGGGUUUCGAUAAACUUAUCCCUCUUGAAGAUUUUACUGAUGUUUCCAAUGGAUUUCUAGUGGACGACACAUGUGUGUUUGGAGCCGAGGUCUUUGUUUGUAAAGAAAGAAGAACAGGCAAGGGCGAGUGCCUAGCAAGGAUGAAGAUAGCCUCUGUAUGCAAACAUGUUUGGAAGGUUGAGAAAUUUUCAUCUUUAGGUGCUCAAUUUGACUCUGAACCGUUCACUGCUGGGGACUAUAAUUGGAAGAUAAAGCUGUAUCCUGAUGGAUGUGGGGAAGGCAAGGGUAGUCAUCUUUCUCUGUUUUUGGAAUUGGCUAGUCCCAUAACCCUCCCCCCUGACUCAGAACUAUUUGUGGAGUAUAGAUUUCGCAUCCUAGACCAAAUUCGUCAUCAGCAUCAUGAUCUUUCUAGUGGUAAGGCCUUGUUCCGUGACAGUACAAGUUUGGGUUCGCGUAGAUUCAUUGGACAAGAAUCUUUCAGGCAGGUAGAAAAUGGGUUUUUGAAGAAUGAUGUUUGCAUGGUAGAAGCAGAGGUGACCGUCCAUGGAAUUUCUAAAGUACUGUAGCAAACUAGUCCUGAAUCCUGAAUCCUGAAUCAAAGGACUGGUCGUCAUUAUAGUUUACUGCUCUAUAGUUAACUUGUCCAAACUAAUGUACCAAACAACGAGAAGGUUUCAACAGGGAAUAUUGUAAGAACAUGAGCAAAUGUCAUUAGUGCUAUGAUUUUUAACAUUUGCCACUUAUG